This is a messenger RNA of Monodelphis domestica (gray short-tailed opossum), 4991 nucleotides long. Lineage: Eukaryota; Metazoa; Chordata; Mammalia; Didelphimorphia; Didelphidae. The record is from RefSeq and is a predicted model, not a curated record.
UAUUGACCUCAUCUAUGCAAUUACUCAGACUAACAAAGGUCUUUAUUUAAAAAAAAAUCAAAUCUUUGAGCAGAUGUAUUUAAAUCUUCUGACAAGUUUAGUGCCCAAAGCAAUAAAUAAGGGAAAGGGGGCGGGGAGUAUAGAAUAAAUCUGUCCUCUAUCAUUAUUUGUACAGUACUAAUUCUUCAAGUUUUACAAUUCAAAUACGAUUGCCCAUUUUGAAUGAAAAAACAGUAAAGGUCCAGAACCCAGGCACUGCGGGAUUUAUGUCAGAGGGCCUUUCUCCAAAGCAUCAUUUGUGCAAUUUACACUCUUCACCCAGUCCUACCCCAUUCCGCCCCGAGAGGCAAAUGCGUUGAAAGGAAGACAGCCAAACAACCAAAAGCCAGCUCCACAGCACCUGGCUAAGACUAAAGUUGUGCUAAACUAGUGAAAAAGCAUCCAUUCCAUAUGUACGUAUUUGGUGCUGGAAAAGAUGGAAAUGGCUUCCAGCCCGGGACUAGGGCCCUCGGGGAUUUUUUUUUUUUUUAACAAAGUAUUUUUGUGGGGAUGGGAGGGUCAUCCGAGGAGUCUCCCUACCGGGCUCUGGGGUGGGCGGCCUUGGAACCCCGCCCCCCUUCACCCCAGCUACGGCCUUGCCCGCUGGUGGGCACUUGCAACCCUAACGGUCCCGAGGCACCCAGUACCGCGAGCCGAGAGCGCAUCCCUUUCCCUAUCCAUCGCGUCCCUGUUUCGGACCCUUGGCGCUGAAGUGAAGCGCCUACUCCUGGUGUUGUAAUAGCGCCUGGAUCAUCGAUCCUUUGUUUCGCCACCUUCUCUCAGGCAGUUCCUCCAUUCCUUUUACAACUACUGAAGGUGUCUUCGCCCUAUUUCCUUUGUUCCUUCUUCUUCCCAAAAGGAAAAACAAACAAACAAACAAAAAAAACACCCCUACUUCCAGCCGCCAUUUCCAAACCUCGCCCGGACCCAGCCGGGCUGUGGCCGCUACUUCACGCGAGAGAUUCCCCGGCGCGCGAUCGGCCGCAGGCCGUUAUUCGGUGAUGGGGGAUGGGACUGUGCCUGCGUCUCAGAGCAGCCGACACUUAUUUCCCUUCAGUACCUGCCGCGCCCAAGAAAGGCGGCUGGGAGGUCAUUCAGGACUCCCUUCUGGGGAAAAAGCGUACCCCUCCCUCGCUGCCUUCUUACUCCAUACAUUACCCACCCGGUUCCCGCCUGCCAGCUCCAUCUCGCCUCCUAUUUCCCCCACCCUCUCCUGCCCGCCCCAAGCCCGCCCCCUCCCGGGCAAAGCCGGUCCUUUCCCAGCCCGGGCCGGCCUUGGUCCUUUCCUCGUUCACGAGGAGGGCGAGCGGGCGGGCGGGCGAACUAGCGGCCGCAGCUGCCCUGGGAGAGCGCGCGGCGGCGGCGGCGGCGGCGGCGCCGGCGGGGUGAAGGAGGUUGCCAUGGUAACCGGCAGCAGCAGCCGCCACAGCAGGGCCGGCCCCAGCCCCAGCCCUAGAGCUCAGUGUGUGGGUGAGAAGCGGCGAGAGCGGCAGCAGCGGCAGCGGCGGCGAAGGCUCAGCUUUUGAGCCGCCGCAGAGACCGUGUAAAUCGGGAGCUGCUCCGGCUGCAGGAUGGAGGACGGAUUUUCUAGCUACAGCAGCCUCUAUGACACUUCUUCGCUGCUGCAGUUCUGCAACGAUGACAGUGCUUCAGCUGCAAGUAGCAUGGAAGUAACUGAUCGAAUUGCUUCUCUGGAGCAGCGUGUCCAAAUGCAAGAAGAUGAUAUCCAGCUCCUCAAGUCAGCUCUGGCUGAUGUAGUCCGACGUUUGAAUAUAACUGAAGAGCAACAGGCCAUGCUGAACAGGAAAGGACCUACCAAAGAUCAGAAUCUGACUAAAAAAGCAUCUACUGGAGAGGCUGAUAAACAUGUCAGUUCUGCUAUUUCAGCAAGACCCCUGGUACAAACACUGCCUUUAAGAACUACUGUUAAUAAUGGAACCGUGUUACCAAAGAAACCAAGUGGCUCUCUACCUUCCCCCUCAGGGGCCAGGAAAGAAACCGUUUCACCAGCAACUAAAAGAUUAAACAGAUCUGUGAGUCUUCUCAGUGCAUGUAAACUGAAUAAAUCAUCUCCAAGCACCAUUAAAAGAACCAGUUCUAGUGAACGAGUAUCUCCAGGUGGCCGAAGGGAAAGCUAUGGAGAUUCCAAAGGGAACCGUAACCGCACAGGAUCCACCAGCAGCUCUUCUAGUGGGAAAAAGAACAGUGAGAGCAAACCCAAGGAACCAAUUUUCAGUGCAGCUCUUCUGUCUCUGUCUCUGAAAUCACAAGGGAAACGCCGUGUGACACACUGCAAAGAGGAAGGAUAUGUAAAAAUGUUUCUUCGUGGACGUCCUGUAACCAUGUACAUGCCCAAAGAUCAAGUGGAAUCUUACAAUUUGGAAGCAAAAGUCGAACUACCAACUAAGAGACUUAAACUGGAAUGGGUCUAUGGAUAUAGGGGACGAGACUGUCGUAAUAAUCUAUACCUACUUCCAACGGGUGAAACUGUAUAUUUCAUUGCAUCAGUAGUAGUGUUAUACAAUGUUGAAGAACAACUUCAAAGACAUUAUACUGGUCAUAAUGAUGAUGUGAAGUGCCUAGCAGUUCAUCCUGAUAGAAUCACCAUAGCAACAGGCCAAGUUGCAGGUACAUCUAAGGAUGGAAAACAACUACCCCCACAUGUACGCAUCUGGGAUUCUGUCACGUUGAAUACACUACAUGUCAUUGGAAUGGGAUUUUUUGACCGGGCAGUCACCUGUAUUGCUUUCUCUAAAUCUAAUGGAGGAAGUAAUCUUUGUUCAGUAGAUGACUCCAAUGAUCAUGUGCUUUCAGUGUGGGAUUGGCAGAAAGAAGAAAAACUGGCAGAUGUCAAGUGUUCUAACGAAGCUGUAUUUGCUGCUGAUUUCCAUCCCACGGACACCAAUAUUAUAGUUACAUGUGGAAAAUCACAUCUUUACUUUUGGACAUUAGAAAGCAACUCCCUUAUUAAAAAACAAGGAUUAUUUGAGAAACAAGAGAAGCCAAAGUUUGUCCUUUGUGUAACCUUUUCUGAAAAUGGUGAUACCAUUACUGGUGAUUCAAGUGGCAACAUCCUAGUUUGGGGAAAAGGUACAAAUCGAAUAAGUUAUGCAAUUCAAGGGGCCCAUGAGGGAGGCAUUUUUGCACUUUGUAUGCUAAGGGAUGGCACACUGGUGUCAGGAGGAGGAAAAGACAGAAAACUCAUCUCUUGGAAUGGAAACUAUCAAAAACUUAAUAAAACGGAGCAGAUUCCAGAACAGUUUGGUCCAAUAAGAACAGUAGCUGAGGGAAAAGGCGAUGUUGUCUUGAUUGGUACUACUAGAAACUUUGUUUUACAAGGCACUCUGUCAGGGGAUUUUAAUCCAAUUACCCAGGGCCACACUGAUGAACUCUGGGGGCUAGCCAUCCAUUCUUCAAAGUCUCAGUUCUUGACAUGUGGGCAUGACAAACAUGUUACACUUUGGGAUGCAAUAAGUCAUCAACCUAUCUGGAAUAAAAUAAUAGAGGAUCCAGCACAGUCUUCUGGUUUUCAUCCUUCAGGGUCUGUCAUUGCCAUUGGGACACUAACUGGAAGGUGGUUUGUAUUUGACACAGAAACAAAAGAUUUAGUCACGGUGCACACAGAUGGAAAUGAACAGCUGUCUGUAAUGCGUUACUCACCAGAUGCAACCUGAUACCAUGAAGAAGACUCAAGACUUGGUGCUAGCAGGCCUCUAUUGAACCCUGAACAUGACCUUCACCAACUGUGUGACUGGGCAAGUGGUUUAACUUCUCCAAAACUUCAUACUUUCAUAUGUAGUAGGCACAAGGGUAAUGAUGCUGGUGCUCUCUAUCUAAAAAGGUUGUUGUGAGGAAAGUCCUUUGUAAAUUUUUCAAAUGCUAGAGAAACAUGAAUUAAUAAUAAUGUCUUCCUUUAGUACCUAGAAUAGGGGAUUUCUGGGCAUGGCUUGUGGGCACAGCUUUUGCUGAGAAUUAUGUACCUGAGCAAAAGCUAAUCCAUGAUAGUCUUUUGGGUUUGGUUUUGUUAAUCUGAUCUUUUGGUGAUAUUUUGGGGGAAAGCAUGCAAGCAUUUUUUCUUAUAUUACUUUUUCUGAGACUAGGGAGAGGACAACCAUCAUGUCGAUUCCAUUAGUAAGGGAUGUUGAUGAGAGAAGUCAUACAGAGAGGGGCCAAGAAGGCAAUUCCAUCCUGCCAAGGAGUUACUUUGUGAUCUCCUGGUUUCCACGAGUGAUCGUGUCAAGACAUCAUGGCCUGAUGGCUCCCAGCAAAUUACUUUCUGGAAGCAUACUAAAAAUUUAUUCUCUUAUUCCAAACUGUCAAGACACCAUUAAUUGAAGUGUCACUGAAAUAUGACUAACAAAUAUUUAGAUUCUGAAGCUCAGAGUCAAAUGGAAUGAAAUCAGAAUAAUCCAACCUGGAAGUCAGGACAUCUAGGUUCUAAUCCAAACAUUGUCAAUAAAUAAUUCCAUUUACCAAUGCAAAUUAUCCUCUUAGAACCCCCAUUUCCUCAAUUCUUAAUUUUUCAGUUAAAGAAACUGAGAAGUCAGAAGCCCUUGACAAAUAAACUAAAUUUCACAGAGGUAAACCAACUUGCCUAGCUUAUAAGUAGUUUAUAAGAGUUAGAGUUUGGACCUAGAUCUGAUUUUAAAUACAUUGCUCUUUUUACUGCACCACAAGUUACCAGAAGCAACUAAAAUUUGAGAUUAAAAUCGUAGGGCAGGAUAAUCAAUUUUUUUUAAAGCUCUGAUUCUUCUUUGCCUCUUUACCAAGGAUGAUUAAGUGGAUAAUGUACCAGAAGUAAGUUAUUCCCUGAAAAUAAUUUAUACUUUGAAAGAAUCUGGUAAUUAUCCAUAAAAGAAAAAAGAAUUGUCUUCUGGGGAUUUUGUUUAAAUUUGCUGAGAAAACUGAAAUAGUGACUUUUAUAAGUUCAUAUUUUUAUACUUAAAACAUAA